AUGUCUGGCCUGCAAAAAGAUUGUGGCUUGGUUAUGGACGAAAUGAGUCUCGAUGAAUGCCAAGAGUAUUGCCAGAAUACAAAGCAACUGGUUGGAACGACGACUUUACCUAGUUCAUGCCACUUAGCAACCAAAGGUUUGGUGCUCAUGUUAGUUGGCAUAUCAGACAGAUCGAAGCAAGUGGUUGGAUUCGAGUUCACUUCUAGUUCCUUUCCAAGAAAUUGCUUGAAACAGCUAGUAAUUGAGACAAUCCAUAAUGCCGAAACAAUUGGUUUACGGGUGCAUUUUCUGACGUCCGAUUCAGGUGCAGAAAACCAGCGGAUGUGGAGCGACCUUGGCGUCAACUUUGGCAAAGAAGCUGCCAAAUGGGAUCAAUCUAUUCCGCAUCUAAUGGACAAAAAUCGAGAACUGGAAAUAAUUCCAGACCCCGUGCACGUAUUUAAAAAUCUGGCUCAUGGAUGGAUUAAUAAUAAAUUUAUGACUCUUCCUGACUGGUACGUUGCCAAGAAUGGACUCACCUCGAAUGAAAUGCUUCGAGACCAUUUAAGAACGCUGGUGAAUUUUGAAAAAGGAAACCAACUACGAAUGUGUCACAGGUUGACUGAGGAUGAUGUGAAUUUCGAAAACCCGAUUUCAUCAGUUGAUAAAAUGAAAGUCUGUAACGCUACUAAAUUUUGCAACACAGCAGUAGCCGCUGCACUUCGCGUUGUUGCAUCUGAGACUGGUCAAUUUGCGCUUAACUCUACAGCACGCGUAAUUGAAGAUAUUGCAAACUGGUUUAACGUUAUCAAUAACCGAAAUAAGGAAGACGGAUUAAGCAAAACAUCUAACGAUGAAUUUGCCUUCAAAAUUUCGAAAUUGGAAGAUAUGGUUAAAUUAGUUUUGGAAUUAAAAGUUGGUGAUACAGGUCGAUGGAAACCAUAGAAAUCAGGUUUAGCCAUGUGCACGAAAGGAAUUAUUCGAUUAUCGAAACGACUCAUCGAUUUUGGACAUAAAUGCAUAAUUACAUCUCGUUUCGUUCAAGACUGCAUAGAAAGUCUGUUUUCAGUAAUUCGCUCUAAGCAACUUCGCCCCACGCCACUUCAAUUUACACGAAACCUGAAGAACAUUUGCUUAUCUUAGUAUAUGCAAGCUGUUCCCAAUUCAUCCUACGAUUUCGAUGAUCAAGAACAUUUAUUGGGUUUAACAGACUUGUUAAAGAAUCGGAAAGCAGAGCGAAUAGCUGAGAAAAGAAUACUGGCUCCUAACGAAGAUUGCUCAGUUACACAAGAAAUCAUACAAGACGAGAACAAUAAUAUCAACUUUGAUUAUGCUGGUGUUCUACAAGAUUCCGAGGAAAGUUUCGACAGGGCAGAGAUGUACACAUUAUAUCACAUUGCUGGGUAUAUCAUUGGAAAAUUGAGCCAACGCAGAACAAUUUGCUCAGUAUGUGUUCAAAUGUUUUUUUCUAAAGAAUGUCCCAACACCCAUUUUUCCAAGUUUUCGAAUCUACGCGCAAGGACAGCUCAAAGUUACCAUUUCGUUUCCGAAAACCGAUUUAACACGUUCAAAGUGUUGGAAUUGCUGCUAAGAAAUUAUAAGAGAUCGAUGAAACGAGAUACUGUAUUACAACAAAGUAAGAUUAUUGCUGAAAUGAGUCUAUUGCCAGCUGAAUUGUUUCACUGCCAAGAUUUUAAGAAGCUCCAAUUAAAAAAUUCGUAGUCUUUCGUUUGAA
This is a messenger RNA of Wyeomyia smithii (pitcher-plant mosquito), 1714 nucleotides long. RefSeq lists its product as uncharacterized. Bases 1 to 924 code for a protein of 307 amino acids. The transcript has 2 exons. Lineage: Eukaryota; Metazoa; Arthropoda; Insecta; Diptera; Culicidae. The record is from RefSeq and is a predicted model, not a curated record.